AGAGAGACAGCCAAGCAGUCAUUUGGUUCUCUGCGUUCCAUCUUUGUGAGAGAAAGAGCAAUGGGUGCUUCUUCUUCUGCUUCUCUGCUAGGGCUUUUUUAGGAUUUUCUAGGGUUUCUUUUUAGGGUUUCUGUUCUUCAUUUCUUGCUCUUGCGAGUUCUUUCUUCUUUCUGUGGCGGAGAUGGGAGGUGACAAGGCGAUCAGCCUCGAGCAGAUUAAAAACGAGGCAGUUGAUCUGGAACGGAUUCCAAUCGAGGAAGUGUUCGAGCAGCUGAAAUGUACUCAAGAAGGUCUGACAUCGGAGGAAGGAGCAAAUCGGAUCCAGAUCUUUGGACCCAACAAGCUCGAAGAGAAAAAAGAAAGCAAAGUCCUAAAGUUUCUGGGAUUUAUGUGGAACCCCCUGUCAUGGGUCAUGGAAAUGGCUGCUCUGAUGGCUAUUGUCUUAGCAAACGGAUCUGGGAAACCACCAGAUUGGCAGGACUUUGUCGGAAUUAUUGUGUUGCUGGUCAUCAACUCAACCAUCAGUUUCAUUGAAGAAAACAAUGCCGGUAAUGCUGCGGCUGCUCUCAUGGCGGGUCUCGCACCGAAAACAAAGGUUCUUAGAGAUGGUCGAUGGACCGAACAAGAUGCUGCGAUUCUAGUUCCGGGGGAUAUAAUAAGCAUCAAAUUGGGUGACAUUGUCCCUGCUGAUGCUCGUCUCCUCGAAGGCGAUCCGUUAAAGAUUGACCAAUCUGCAUUGACCGGAGAAUCACUCCCCGUCACCAAGAACCCUGGAGAUGAGGUGUUUUCGGGUUCGACUUGCAAGCAGGGUGAGAUUGAAGCUGUUGUCAUCGCGACUGGCGUUCACACUUUCUUUGGAAAGGCUGCUCAUCUGGUGGAUAGCACCAACCAAGUGGGACAUUUCCAGAAGGUUCUUACAGCAAUCGGUAACUUCUGCAUUUGCUCGAUUGCGAUUGGGAUGGUGGUUGAGAUCAUUGUCAUGUACCCGAUCCAGCACCGCAGGUAUAGGGAUGGGAUUGACAAUCUUUUGGUACUCUUGAUUGGAGGAAUACCAAUUGCAAUGCCUACUGUCUUGUCUGUCACCAUGGCUAUUGGAUCCCACCGGCUCUCUGAGCAGGGGGCCAUCACCAAGAGAAUGACUGCAAUUGAGGAGAUGGCUGGCAUGGAUGUCCUCUGCAGUGAUAAAACUGGGACUCUAACCCUCAACAAGCUGAGUGUUGACAGAAACCUCGUUGAGGUGUUUGCAAAAGGUGUAGACAAAGAGCACGUCCUUCUGCUUGCAGCAAGAGCAUCCAGGAUUGAAAAUCAGGAUGCAAUUGAUACUGCCAUCGUUGGAAUGCUCGCAGAUCCAAAGGAGGCAAGAGCUGGAAUUAGGGAGGUGCAUUUUCUUCCCUUCAACCCGGUCGACAAGAGAACUGCUCUCACCUAUGUUGAUGGAGAUGGGCGCUGGCAUCGUGCUUCCAAAGGUGCCCCUGAGCAGAUAUUAAACCUUUGCAACUGCAAGGAAGAUGUUAGGAACAAGGUUCAUUCUGUGAUCGACAAGUUUGCCGAACGUGGGCUUCGCUCACUAGCUGUUGGACGACAGGAAGUGCCUGAGAAAACAAAGGAGAGCCCAGGAGCACCAUGGCAAUUUGUGGGUCUGUUGCCUCUCUUUGAUCCACCUAGGCAUGACAGUGCAGAAACUAUCCGUCAGGCUCUCAAUCUUGGUGUGAACGUGAAGAUGAUUACUGGGGAUCAGCUAGCCAUUGCUAAGGAAACAGGCCGGAGGCUUGGAAUGGGAACAAACAUGUAUCCCUCAUCUUCCUUGCUUGGCCAAGACAAGGAUGCAUCCAUCGCCUCCCUUCCUAUUGAUGAAUUGAUUGAGAAGGCCGAUGGGUUUGCCGGAGUAUUUCCAGAGCAUAAAUAUGAAAUUGUGAAGAAGCUACAGGAGAGGAAGCACAUCUGUGGAAUGACAGGAGAUGGAGUGAAUGAUGCUCCUGCCUUAAAGAAGGCCGAUAUUGGUAUUGCUGUUGCUGAUGCCACUGAUGCUGCUAGAGGUGCUUCCGACAUUGUCCUCACAGAACCUGGACUCAGUGUCAUCAUCAGUGCUGUUCUCACCAGCAGAGCCAUUUUCCAGAGGAUGAAGAACUACACAAUAUAUGCAGUCUCUAUCACCAUCCGUAUUGUGCUUGGUUUUAUGCUUAUUGCUCUCAUUUGGAAGUUCGAUUUCUCUCCCUUCAUGGUUUUGAUCAUCGCCAUUCUCAAUGAUGGAACGAUCAUGACAAUCUCAAAAGAUCGAGUGAAGCCAUCUCCUAUGCCAGACAGUUGGAAGCUGAAGGAAAUCUUCGCGACGGGUGUGGUUCUGGGAGGUUACUUGGGAUUGAUGACAGUGGUCUUCUUCUGGGUUAUGAAUGAUACUGAUUUCUUCUCGGAUAAAUUUGGAGUUAGAUCACUGAAGGACAGACCCAAAGAAAAGAUGGCUGCCUUAUACCUGCAAGUGAGUAUUGUAAGCCAGGCUCUCAUAUUUGUCACUCGAUCUCGCAGCUGGUCUUAUGCAGAACGUCCUGGGCUUCUCUUGGUCACCGCCUUCAUAGCUGCUCAGCUGGUGGCUACUGUCUUAGCUGUCUAUGCCAACUGGGGUUUUGCUAGGAUCAAAGGAGUGGGUUGGGGCUGGGCUGGAGUCAUCUGGCUUUACAGCUUGGUAUUCUAUGUCCCGCUCGACUUUAUCAAGUUCGCCAUCCGCUACGCACUAAGUGGAAAGGCUUGGGAUACUCUGAUAGAGAAUAAGACUGCCUUCACUAGCAAGAAGGAUUAUGGCAGGGAAGAAAGGGAAGCUCAGUGGGCUCUAGCACAGAGGACCCUGCAUGGGCUUCAACCCCCCGAAGCCUCCAACAUCUUCAAUGAAAAGAGCAGCUACAGGGAGCUGUCCGAGAUCGCCGAGCAGGCCAAGAGGCGGGCCGAGGUCGCUAGGCUUCGUGAGCUGCACACACUCAAGGGGCAUGUGGAGUCGGUGGUGAAGCUGAAGGGGCUCGACAUCGAUACCAUCCAGCAGCAUUAUACAGUGUAAUAAAAAUAAAUACAUAUUAUGAGAAACAAGGCAAGAAAGUGAAGUGUGGGGAGAAAAAAAGCUCAAAGAAGAAGAAGAAGAGGAGGAGAAGAGGAAGCAAAAGCUCUAACUAGAGUAGAAUGGUUUUCUAGUGAAUGCUAUGCCCUUGUAAUUCUGAUCUGUUUCUGGCUUCAUUUUCUGGCAGGAGCAGCGUUUGAAUGGGCUUUGUCUUAUUUUCUUUUUCGCUUGUGUAGUAGGAGCACAAUAACAUCAAUGGCACUCGUUUUUGCCCCUUC
Messenger RNA from Magnolia sinica, 3321 nucleotides. RefSeq names its product plasma membrane ATPase 4. NCBI's taxonomy places the organism in Eukaryota, Viridiplantae, Streptophyta, Magnoliopsida, Magnoliales, Magnoliaceae. The record is from RefSeq and is a predicted model, not a curated record. The coding region runs from base 182 to 3046 and encodes 954 amino acids. Gene Ontology annotation, biological process: proton export across plasma membrane; regulation of intracellular pH. Gene Ontology annotation, molecular function: ATP hydrolysis activity; P-type proton-exporting transporter activity; ATP binding. Gene Ontology annotation, cellular component: plasma membrane. The transcript has 16 exons.